UCAGAGGAGAGGAGCACCUGAUCAGGACAGACUCCCGCCUCGCUCUGUCUCUGUCUCUGUCUCUGGCGCAUGCGCAGUGCGUCGCUGGGAGUCGAGCUGUGCGGAGUGAAGAAGAGCAGCUCCAGCCCGGUUAUGACAGAUGUGAAGCAUGAGGUCCUGCUCAGAGAUCUGUGGCUCGGUUUACACUGAGCAGAGCCAUGGCGCUCUCAGCAGUGGUUACCAGGGUUACGGGGUGCGUUCCUACCUGCACCAGUUCUACGAGGAGUGCACCGCUUCCAUCUGGGAGCGCGAUGAAGAUUUCCAGACACAGAGAUCGCCGAGCCGCUGGAGCUCUGUGCUCUGGAAGGUCUGUCUCGCGCUAGGUGCUCUGAUUCUGGUGGCGGGGUUGUCUGUGCUGCUGGUGGGUUACGCCACGCCGCCUCGUCUCGAAGCGUUCGGAGAAGAUGAGCUAUUGUUUGUGGACAGCCAUGCGGUGCGCUUCAACCGGGCCCUUGAUGCCUGUAAGCUGGCCGGUGCCGUGCUGUUCUGUGUGGGCGGCAGUGGGAUGGCGUUUGGGCUGCUGCUGGCCGUCUGCUCUCAAGGCAGCUCCAAGGAAGAGCUCAAUCUGCAGCAGCGCUUCAAAGAGCGGCUCGCCGAGAUCCAGGCCUCCGUUCAGCCUGUCACCCGCGCUCCCACACCUGGAGAUGCCAAGGUGCCCGUCACACUCUCCAAAGUGCAGAGCGUCCAGCCCGGAGCGGAAACCUGACCUCUUAAGCAUCUGACGCUUCCAUGCAAAACAAAACAUCAGUCCUUGGAACAGUAGAGAUAGAUAACACUGCACUUUCUCUGGCGCAUAUCAUUCGUCUAUGUUGAGCGAGAACAUCGAGAGUAUUAAUGGCGAUUAGCGUAAGUGUUCCCUGUCGAUCAUCACUGGUGCUCCUUAAUACAGACACACAGCACAAAUAUACUCGCGUGCUACAGCUAGGAAUCAAUACAUCUUUAGGCAGCUGUUCCAAAGUGCAACAUAUUCUUCAUGUGUGUAUUCAUACUGAAUAAGCAAGAAUAGUUUCACAACUCAACCUCUCACAAUUUCCAUUAUGUUAUAUGAGAAAAGUCACUCGGUAAAACUCAUAAACUAGCAGAACGGAGGCCUGUUAGCAGCUAAUUCAUCACGGCUGGUUUACUAGCAUUGUCAACAGAAACUACAAUGACUUGUCAUUGCUCAUUCAGAAAGCGUCAGGUUGGUUCAUUGCCGUCACCUAAGGUGCAAUUUUUCUCCGAAUCUCUCCUAGCGAAAGCUUCGUGCUCUAUUGCUACAGUCAAUCAAUAGUUAGCUGACAGAACGCAAUGCAUUAAGAGCCACAAUUUCACACAUCUCAAUACUGCACGUCCGUUCUGCUCAAAUAGAUCACCGCCUGCGAUGUCAUGGAGUGAAAAAAGAUUAUGGUUUAAAUUGGCCUGUGGGAUUAUGUAAUAUCCUCUCAUUGUGUUGCACAUCAUUCUUGCCCCAGCCUCACUUUCCUCAAGAGGCUGUUAAGCACAGUCACUGUCUGAAGGUAAUUACACUCAUCGCAGCCGAGCCCAUUAAGACUUUCCAUACGCUAGUGCUAUCUUUUCUUUCCGUCUGUUCUCUUGUUUUGUGUUUCUCUUUGGCUUCCUAGUAGACUCAAUGCUGUGCUUUUGUCUCCAGAGUUUCUCUGGAAGUACAGUAUUUGUACCAGCCAUGCCUAAAACAAUUAUUUUGUGCUGGUGCAUCAUAUUAUUCUUAUAUUUGUUUUACUUUGAUUGAUUAGUGCAAAUGUUGCAUGAUCACACCAUUCA
This is a messenger RNA of Carassius carassius (crucian carp), 1800 nucleotides long. It is a transcript of the gene nrsn1, whose product is annotated as neurensin 1. Gene Ontology annotation, cellular component: neuron projection; transport vesicle; neuronal cell body. The coding region runs from base 149 to 745 and encodes 198 amino acids. The record is from RefSeq and is a predicted model, not a curated record. Gene Ontology annotation, biological process: nervous system development. NCBI's taxonomy places the organism in Eukaryota, Metazoa, Chordata, Actinopteri, Cypriniformes, Cyprinidae. The transcript is spliced from 3 exons.